CCGGGAGGAGCGGGUAACAAAACCCAAACAAACCAAAAAAAUCACACAAGGACAGAGUUCACUGAAAUGUGAGAAUGGCCAAUUCUUUAAGAGGUGAAGUGAUAAAACUAUACAAAAAUCUGCUGUACCUUGGAAGGGAGUAUCCCAAAGGAGCAGACUACUUCAGAAGCCGUUUGAAAGCAGCUUUUCUAAAAAACAAAGAUGAGACAGACCCUGAAAAAAUUAAGCAACUGAUUGCCCGGGGAGAAUUUGUUAUAAAGGAGCUGGAGGCUUUGUACUUCCUGAGGAAAUACCGAGCCAUGAAACAGCGCUACUACAGCGACGACAAGCCCUGACUGUGCCUGUAACCACACACCCCAGGAAAGGCAUUGCUAGUUCAAGAACCAACAGUCAAGGAAUACUGGCACUUUAAGAGGAAUGAAGUUUCCACUGUCAUUUAAAACAAGCAUUCAGGUAAAGCUAACAGGAUCAUGAAGCAGAAAGUAAAGUAAUGCUAAAACAAAUGCUAAUAAUUUAGUGUAAUGUACAAAAUUACUUCAGUACUUCUUAAGAAUAAGGAUAAACCGUAUUUACAUGAUUAUACACUUUGUCUUUGUCUUCUUUUUCUUCUUUUUACCAUCUUUGCUCAUCUUCUCUUUGUGUUUUCUGAUUUCUCGGACUAAUGUGUAGAAGGCAUCAUCCACACCCUGAAAAGAUAACAGAAAGUACCAAUUAGGAUCAGGUUCAGACUCACAGGCCUGCUGAGGUACAGCCUGUGUCCCUCCCUGGCCCCCUGGCUCCUGAGAGGGGUUCCAUCAGCACGUUUUGCUGCCUACCUGCCAUCCUUUGAACAAUGAAUCCUGGCUGCAGGACUAGUUCCUCUCCGGAAUUCUGAGCAGCA
Cinclus cinclus is the source of this 880-nucleotide messenger RNA. RefSeq names its product electron transfer flavoprotein regulatory factor 1 (gene ETFRF1). Gene Ontology annotation, cellular component: mitochondrion. The record is from RefSeq and is a predicted model, not a curated record. Bases 75 to 335 code for a protein of 86 amino acids. NCBI's taxonomy places the organism in Eukaryota, Metazoa, Chordata, Aves, Passeriformes, Cinclidae. The transcript is spliced from 4 exons. Gene Ontology annotation, biological process: respiratory electron transport chain.